Messenger RNA from Dryobates pubescens (Downy woodpecker), 4434 nucleotides. It is a transcript of the gene GABBR2, whose product is annotated as gamma-aminobutyric acid type B receptor subunit 2. The transcript has 19 exons. Gene Ontology annotation, molecular function: G protein-coupled GABA receptor activity. The record is from RefSeq and is a predicted model, not a curated record. Gene Ontology annotation, cellular component: membrane; G protein-coupled receptor heterodimeric complex. Bases 480 to 3290 code for a protein of 936 amino acids. Gene Ontology annotation, biological process: gamma-aminobutyric acid signaling pathway; G protein-coupled receptor signaling pathway. Lineage: Eukaryota; Metazoa; Chordata; Aves; Piciformes; Picidae.
UUUUUUUCCCCUUUCGGAGGAGGAGGAGGAGAGGGAAGGAGGGAGGUGUUCAAUGAGAGCUGCUCGGACCCCCCCUCCGCGCCUGAGAGGUGCUGUCCCUCCCUGAGCGGAGUGCGGGGAGAGAAGCCGGGAAGGCAGAGGCAGGUCCCGUUCCCUCGCUGUGCCGCCGGGGAGGGAGGAGGAGGGUGUUGGGGAGCGUGUCUGUGUGUGCGUGGUGGUAGGAGUUAUUUAUUUAUUUAUUGCUCCUGGUGGUUGCAGCUGGCAGACCUGGGAAGGAGUAGGCGCCAUUGCCAGAAGGAUUAUUGCCAGGGGAGCGGGGGGAGAGAGAAGAGACCCCGAGGCUCCAGAGAGGUGGCUCUUUUCCACCCGCUUUGGCUCCUGCCGCCGGGGGAUGCGCCCUGACUGAGAGGGGCUCGGCUCCCUUCCGCCACUCUGUUCGUCCUCCCCACCCUCAGUCCUCCUCCUCCCCAUCCAGCAGCAUGCAUCCCUCUCAGCGGAGACCGGCCGCUGCCACCUCCAACCCUGCCAUGCUCCUGCUGCUCCUGUGCCUGGGCUGGGCGCCGCCGGGCUGGGGCUGGCUGCGGGGCAGCUCCCGGGGGGCGGCCGGGCUGCCCCCCAACGCCACCACGCCGAUCUCCAUCAUGGGCUUGAUGCCGCUCAGCCAGUCCGAGGAGGACCAGAAGAGCAAGAUCGGCCGGGGCGUGCUGCCCGCCGUGCAGCUGGCCAUGGAUCAGAUCCGCAACGAGUCCCUGCUCAACCCCUAUUUCCUGGACCUGCGUCUCUACGACACGGAGUGUGACAAUGCAAAAGGACUCAAAGCCUUCUAUGAUGCAAUAAAAUACGGACCUAAUCAUCUGAUGGUUUUUGGCGGUGUAUGUGCAACAGUUACUUCUAUCAUCGCUGAAUCUCUAAAGGGAUGGAAUUUGGUUCAGCUUUCAUUUGCAGCAACAACCCCAGAAUUGGCUGAUAAGAAAAAAUAUCCUUAUUUCUUCCGGACAGUGCCAUCUGAUAAUGCAGUGAAUCCAGCGAUUUUGAAGCUACUCAAACAUUAUAAGUGGAAGAGAGUAGGAACUUUAACCCAGGAUGUACAAAGGUUCUCUGAGGUGAGGAAUGAUCUGACUGGUGUCCUUUACGGUGAAGACAUUGAGAUUUCAGAUACCGAGAGUUUCUCCAAUGAUCCUUGCACAAGUGUAAAGAAGCUUAAGGGCAACGAUGUUCGAAUAAUCCUUGGCCAGUUUGACGAAGAAAUGGCUGUGAAAGUUUUCUGCUGUGCUUAUGAUGAAGAAAUGUAUGGCAGCAAGUAUCAGUGGAUUAUUCCUGGGUGGUAUGAAAACCUUUGGUGGGAAUCCUGGAUUAAUUCCUCACAGUGUCUCAGCAAAAAUCUUCUUACAGCCAUGGAAGGUUAUAUUGGAGUGGAUUUUGAGCCUCUCAGUUCAAAAAAGACAAAGACCAUAUCAGGAAGGACUCCACAGCAAUACGAAAAGGAGUACAAUGAUAAGCGAGGAGAUGGGCAAUCCAGCAAGUUCCAUGGUUAUGCCUAUGAUGGAAUAUGGGUGAUUGCCAAGACCCUGCAGCGGGCAAUGAAGUAUUUGAAUUCCACCAACAAGCACCAAAAAAUUGAAGAUUUUAACUACACAAAUCACAAAUUGGGCAAAAUCUUUCUGGAUGCUAUGAAUGAAACCAACUUCAAUGGAGUAACGGGUCAAGUUGUUUUCAGAAAUGGAGAGAGGAUGGGAACCAUCAAAUUUACACAGUUCCAAGAAAGAAAGGAAGUGAAGGUGGGAGAGUACAAUGCUGUGGCUGAUGAACUGGAAAUUAUGAACAACAGCAUUAGGUUCCAAGGACUUGAACCUCCAAAGGACAAAACAAUUAUACAGGAGGAGCUACGCAAGAUCUCUCUGCCUCUCUACAGCAUCCUCUCUGCCCUCACCAUCCUAGGAAUGAUUAUGGCCAGCGCUUUCCUGUUCUUCAACAUCAAAAACAGAAAUCAGAAACUAAUAAAGAUGUCCAGUCCAUACAUGAACAACCUUAUUAUCCUUGGAGGGAUGCUUUCUUACGCAUCUAUUUUUCUUUUUGGCCUUGAUGGAUCCUUUGUCUCCGAAAAGACAUUUGAGACACUUUGCACAGUCCGAACCUGGAUUCUUACAGUGGGCUACACAACUGCAUUCGGAGCAAUGUUUGCGAAAACGUGGCGAGUCCAUGCAAUUUUCAAAAAUGUGAAAAUGAAGAAGAAGAUCAUUAAAGACCAGAAGCUACUGGUGAUAGUUGGAGGGAUGCUACUGAUUGAUCUUUGCAUCCUGAUUUGCUGGCAGGUUGUGGAUCCAUUGAGAAGGACAGUGGAAAAGUAUAACAUGGAGCCAGACCCUGCAGGCAGAGAUAUCUCCAUCCGACCAAUCUUGGAGCACUGCGAAAACACUCACAUGACAAUCUGGCUUGGGAUUGUGUACGCUUAUAAAGGGCUGCUGAUGUUAUUUGGGUGUUUCCUAGCCUGGGAGACACGAAAUGUCAGCAUUCCUGCUUUGAAUGACAGCAAGUACAUUGGAAUGAGUGUCUACAACGUGGGGAUAAUGUGCAUUAUCGGUGCUGCUGUUUCCUUUCUCACUCGGGACCAACCCAAUGUGCAGUUCUGCAUCGUUGCUUUAGUCAUAAUAUUCUGCAGCACCAUUACGCUCUGCCUUGUGUUUGUACCUAAGCUCAUCACCUUGAGGACAAAUCCAGAUGCAGCCACACAGAACAGACGGUUUCAAUUCACUCAAAAUCAAAAGAAAGAAGACUCAAAAACCUCAACGUCGGUCACCAGCGUCAAUCAGACCAGCACAUCGCGACUAGAAGGGCUGCAGUCAGAGAACCACCGCUUGAGAAUGAAAAUUACAGAGCUGGACAAGGACUUGGAAGAAGUCACAAUGCAGCUUCAGGACACUCCUGAGAAAACAACAUACAUUAAGCAGAACCACUAUCAGGAUCUCAAUGACAUUCUUAGUAUACGGAACUUUACAGACAGCAAAGAUGGUGAGAAAGCCAUUUUGAAAAAUCAUCUUGAUCAAAACCCACCAGCACAAUGGGGCUCAUCAGACCCUUCCAGAACAAGCAAAGAUCCUAUAGAAGACAUCAACUCCCCAGAACACAUACAGCGUCGGCUGUCUUUGCAGCUGCCCAUUCUUCAUCAUGCCUACUUGCCAUCCAUAGGAGGAGUUGAUGCUAGCUGUGCCAGUCCCUGUGUAAGCCCCAGCGCCAGUCCUCGGCACAGACACGUGCCGCCUUCCUUCCGAGUCAUGGUUUCGGGGCUGUAGGAAAGGGAGAUCAGUGCUUCCUGAACUGUUUUUAAGUACUCAAUGACUGGACUAAACAUCUGACCUAGAACUCUGCUACAAACAUGUAACAUUGGCUCUUACCGCAGAGGAACUACCAACUGAGGCCAUCAUCACAGGAGUGCUCGUGUAACUCAUGUGGGAAGGCAAAGGAGAAAGACACAAGGAGUUUGAUCUGUAGCCUUAUUCAUGGAGUUUUUAUUUCUCCACGUAGAAGUCACUGAAAAACGUUUCUUCCCAAAUUUCUACUGGCACCGAGGAGGCUGGGAAAUACGGAUCUUGCAAAAAAGACACUAGGAAAUAACAAAACUAAACCAGAAACCACUCAAAUGUCACUGAGAUUUAUGUGGCUGCUGAGAACAUGCAAUUCUAUACUGUAUCCAUGUAAGGAAAAUACCAUGGUUAAGCUAUACCAUAUUUAUUGAGAUAGAUACACUCAUUUUUACAAGAGUUGUGUUAAAUUGCUGGAAACAUUCUGCACUGGUUAGUCUUGCUUGUUUUCAUUUCAGGGAUGAUGUUUGGUAGGACAGGAGGAAGAUGAGAAACGAUUUCUCAGGUGCCAUUGAGACUGCAGUGCUGUGAGCAGGGUUCUCCGAGUUGCAGCUCUGCAUGAAACUCAAGCGGAGGCUGAAGCUCCAGCUCUGAGUUGUUACCAGCUAGAGAGCUGCUGUUUGGAAGCAGGGCACUUCACCCUUCUCCAGGGAUGAUGGCACUGACUGCUGACCAUCUGCAGCUUCGUUUUAGCAAAGUUUCUGCGCUUAUUUCAGAACGCCACCAAGUGCAAUGUACUAAACUGACUGGAAAAGUCUUAGGGCUGAUGACUCAAGAAGCUGAGGGCAGAUGGGGAGUAGAGUCUUAAUGUCACAGGACAGAUUGUUUUUCAUAGUUUGUUUAAAUUAUCUCACACAUAAUUACAAUCUAGUGGACUUGGUGGGGGGAGGGGUUAGGGGCACAGUGUUUUGUUGCUGCAGGCAAAGCCUGCAGAGCACAUAGAUGUGAAUAUACACUAUGUUUGCUUUGUAUUUGAGUGUGUGACAGUUGUAGUGGGCAAUAGAAAGGACAAAUCAAAUUUACCAAUAGAAUAUUUUAUUUGAAUCCUAAAAGGACUGUGAAAAAUAAAAAAAAA